UUUAGGGAGAGAGGCGGGCGGUACCCCGAGGAGAGCUCCUCAAGACCUCGAUCUACAUGAUCCGUCGCGUGUUCACCUCUGCCAUUGCCCGCUCAGCAGCGACGACAUGGGGAGGGGGAGGGGUGGGGUGGGCGCUGUCGUUAACCCGGCGCAAGGAUCCUGCUAUGGACAUCAUGGCGGCCUCCUGUACGACACUGGAGACGCACUCGCACAGCUCUGCACGGAUCUCCAGGAGAGGUGUGACGAUCAGGUCGUGUGCGAUGCCUAGCAUUGAUGAAUCAUGGAAAACAGGUGCGAGGGUGUCGCUAGAAGUAUUGGGAUGCUGUGAGUGCGGGAUGUCUGUCGCUGUCGCCGUCAUCGUCGCCGCCGGGCGGCCACUAAGUUCGUCGCUGCGGAGAGUUUGGAAGGUCGUUUCUCAUGUCAUAUGACGACUCGCGACGGGUGUGGCCGACGCCAUGGCGGGAUUGAA
This is a messenger RNA of Durotheca rogersii, 469 nucleotides long. RefSeq lists its product as uncharacterized. Bases 57 to 428 code for a protein of 123 amino acids. The transcript is spliced from 2 exons. The record is from RefSeq and is a predicted model, not a curated record. NCBI's taxonomy places the organism in Eukaryota, Fungi, Ascomycota, Sordariomycetes, Xylariales, Xylariaceae.